Lymnaea stagnalis (great pond snail) is the source of this 25887-nucleotide messenger RNA. The record is from the annotation of a GenBank genome assembly. Lineage: Eukaryota; Metazoa; Mollusca; Gastropoda; Lymnaeidae.
CAGGUGCUCGCCUACAUAGACUUUCUCCAUGGCAAGUGGAACUUCUCCGAGAUCCGAGCCAUCUUCUCCCGGCGCUAUCUGCUACAGAACAUCGCCAUCGAGAUUUUCAUGGCCAACAGAAGUAGGUCACUUAUUUGGGGCGUGUAUUGGGAGGUCACUUAAUUGGGGCGUGUAUAGGGAGGUCACUUAAUUGGGGCGUGUUGUGGUAGGUCACUAAAUUGGGUCGUUUAGUGGUAGGUCACUAAAUUGGAUCGUUUAGUGGUACGUCACUAAAUUGGGUCGUUUAGUGGUAGGUCACUAAAUUGGGUCGUUUAGUGGUAGGUCACUAAAUUGGGUCGUUUAGUGGUAGGUCACUAAAUUGGGUCGUUUAGUGGUAGGUCACUAAAUUGGGUCGUUUAGUGGUAGGUCGCUAAAUUGGGUCGUAUAUUGGGAGGUCACUUAAUGUAGUCAUCUAUUGGGAGGUCACUUAAUGUAGUCAUCUAUUGGGAGGUCACUUAAUGUAGUCCUCUAUUGGGAGGUCACUUAAUGCAGUUGUCGAUUGGGAGGUCACUUAAUGUAGUUGUCGAUUGGGAGGUCACUUAAUGUAGUCGUCGAUUGGGAGGUCACUCAAUGUAGUCGUCGAUUGGGAGGUCACUCAAUGUAGUCGUCGAUUGGGAGGUCACUCAAUGUAGUCGUCGAUUGGGAGGUCACUCAAUGUAGUCGUCUAUUGGGAGGUCACUUAAUGUAGUCCUCUAUUGGGAGGUCACUUAAUCUAGUUGUCGAUUGGGAGGUCACUUAAUGUAGUUGUCGAUUGGGAGGUCACUAAAUGUAGUUGUCGAUUGGGAGGUCACUAAAUGUAGUCGUCGAUUGGGAGGUCACUAAAUGUAGUCGUCCAUUGGGAGGUCACUAAAUGUAGUCGUCCAUUGGGAGGUCACUAAAUGUAGUCGUCUUUUGGGAGGUCACCAAUGUAGUCGUCCAUUAGGAGGUCACUAAAUGUAGUUGUCGAUUGGGAGGUCACUUAAUGUAGUUGUCGAUUGGGAGGUCACUUAUGUUAGUUGUCGAUUGGGAGGUCACUUAAUGUAGUCGUCCAUUGGGAGGUCACUAAAUGUAGUCGUCCAUUGGGAGGUCACUAAAUGUAGUCGUCCAUUGGGAGGUCACUAAAUGUAGUCGUCCAUUGGGAGGUCACUAAAUGUAGUCGUCCAUUGGGAGGUCACUAAAUGUAGUCGUCUAUUGGGAGGUCACUAAAUGUAGUCGUCCAUUGGGAGGUCACUAAAUGUAGUUGUCGAUUGGUAGGUCACUUAAUGUAUUUGUCGAUUGGGAGGUCACUAAAUGUAGUCGUCCAUUGGGAGGUCACUAAAUGUAGUCGUCCAUUGGGAGGUCACUAAAUGUAGUCGUCCAUUGGGAGGUCACUCAAUGUAGUUGUCCAUUGGGAGGUCACUAAAUGUAGUCGUCCAUUGGGAGGUCACUAAAUGUAGUCGUCCAUUGUUCAUCUCCAUGAGAACAUUUGGAUGGAUUACAUCGCGCCCUUAAUAGUAAAAAAAUUAAAUUUAUAAAAAGAAUAUCUGAAUAGUCUCCUUCAUCCCAUUGCUACACCUAAUUGUGUUCAUCCUAUUGCUACACCUAAUUGUGUUCAUCCUAUUGCUACACCUAAUUGUGUUCAUCCUAUUGCUACACCUAAUUGUGUUCAUCCUAUUGCUACACCUAAUUGUGUUCAUCCUAUUGCUACACCUAAUUGUGUUCAUCCUAUUGCUACACCUAAUUGUGUUCAUCCUAUUUCUACACCUAAUUGUGUUCAUCCUAUUGCUACACCUAAUUGUGUUCAUCCUAUUUCUACACCUAAUUGUGUUCAUCCUAUUGCUACACCUAAUUGUGUUCAUCCUAUUGCUACACAUAAUUGUGUUCAUCCUAUUGCUACACAUAAUUGUGCUCAUCCUAUUGCUACACCUAAUUGUGUUCAUCCUAUUGCUACACCUAAUUGUGCUCAUCCUAUUGCUACACCUAAUUGUGCUCAUCCUAUUGCUACACCUAAUUUGCUCAUCCUAUUGCUACACCUAAUUGUAUUCAUCCUAAUGCUACAACUAACGGUGUUCAUCCUAUUGUCACACCUAUGUUCAUCCCAUUGCUGCACCUAAUUGUGUUCAUACUAUUGCCUCACCUAAUUGUCUUCAUCCCAUCGCUACACCCAGUUGUGUUCAUCCUAUUGUCAAACCCAAUUGUGUUCCUUCUACACACCACUGCCCCUUCCGCCCCCCCCCCAACUGAAAACUGUUUGCGCAAAGCGUCAUCCCCUCCUACUGAGCGCUAUCAGAUCAUCUAUCAACUGUUCCCUUGAUCGGCUAGGGCUCGUUCUUAUUGAUGAUCAUUCAAUUAUAUUACCGGUACUUUUAUUUUUUAGAUACUUGUCCUUCCAUAAUUAAUUCCUUUUCCAGAGAGGUGCACAGCCAUUGAGGAUUGGAAAUAAGAAACACACAGUAAGGGAAACAACUCCCCUAUGGGGCGGUCCAUAUAGUACGUCAUGCUAUGUUUACCACCCACCCACCCCCAGCCCAUUAUUUCUAUGAUUUUUAUCAGAGCUACAUUUAAUCCAAUUUUCUCAUGAGUGCCGAAGACUUUCAUUUCAUUUUUGGAUGCACCAAGUGGACUUUGUUUUUUUUUAAAUUUCAUUUUGUUCAUUUGAUUUCUUCUAUUUAUUUUCUAUGGGCGUCCCGUGCCCCAGACGUCCUCUUUGUCAUAAUCUGUUCCUUUCAAUCGUCUCAUGUUUUCUUGGGUGACGUGGGGUAACGUUGACAGUGGAAAAGUUCCCGACAUGUCCGCUUAAAUAAGUUAUUGACGUGCUGGCCGUAAGUAGUGGGGUAUCUGCGAGAUAAGGUAUCCAGUGCUUUGAUUGGGUGUGGUUCAUAUCCUCCACUCCCAAUGUCUUGAUGGGGUGUGGUUCAUAUCCUCCAUUCCCAAUGGAUUGAUGGGAUGUCGUUCAUAUCCUCCACUCCUAAUGUCUUGAUGGGGCGUGGUUCAUAUCCUCCAUUCCCAAUGGUUUGAUGGGGUCUAACCCCAAAUGUUUGAUGGGGUGUGGUUCAUAUCCUCGACUCCCAAUGGUUUAAUGGGGUGUGGUUCAUAUCCUCGACUCCCAAUGUCUUGAUGGGGCGUGGUUCAUAUCCUCCACACUCAAUUGUUUAAUGGGGUGUUCUUCAUAUCCUCCACUCCCAAUGGCUUGAUGAGGUGUGGUUCAAAUCCUCCGCUCUCAAUAGUUUGAUGGGGUGUGGUUCAUAUCGUCCACUCCCAGUAGCUUGAUGGGGUGUGGUUCGUAUCCUUCACUCCCAGUGGCUUGAUGGGGUGUGGUUCAUAUCCUUCACUCCCAGUGGCUUGAUGGGGUGUGGUUUAUAUCGCCCACUCUCAGUGGUUUGAUGGGGUGUGUUUCAUAUCCUUCACUCCCAAUUGCUUGAUGGGGUGUGGUUUAUAUCGCCCACUCCCAGUGGCUUGAUGGGGCGCGGUUCAUAUCUUUCACUCCCAAUGGUUUGAUGGGGGAUGUUUCAUAUCGUCCACUUCCAAUAGUUUGAUGGGGCGUUGUUCAUAUCCUCUACCCCGAAUGUUUGAUGGGUUGUGGUUCAUAUCCUUCACUCCCAGUGGCUUGAUGGGGUGUGGUUCAUAUCGUCCACUUCCAAUAGUUUGAUGGGGCGUGGUUCAUAUCCUCUACCCCGAAUGGUUUGAUGGGUUGUGGUUCAUAUCCUUCACUCCCAGUGGCUUGAUGGGGGGGGGGAAGGGGGGUGGUUCAUAUCGUCCACUUCAAAUAGGUUGAUGGGGCGUGGUUCAUAUCCUCCGCUUCCAAUGGUUUGAUGGGGUGUGGUUCAUAUCGUCCACUCCCAGUGUUUUGAUGGGGUGUGGUUCAUAUCGUCCACUCCCAAUGGCUUGAUGGGGUGUGGUUCAUAUCCUUCACUUCCAAUGGCUUGAUGUUGUGUUGUUGAUAUCGUCCACUUCCAANUCCCCAUUGGUACCUUAGAGAGAUAGUAGUCCUACCAUAAUCCUUGAACUAUCCGAGUAUCCCCAUUGGUACCUUAGAGAGAUAGUAGUCCUACCAUAAUCCUUGAACUAUCCGAGUAUCCCCAUUGGUACCUUAGAGAGAUAGUAGUCCUACCAUAAUCCUUGAACUAUCCGAGUAUCCCCAUUGUUACCUUAGAGAGAUAGUAGUCCUACCAUAAUCCUUGAACUAUCCGAGUAUCCCCAUUGUUACCUUAGAGAGAUAGUAGUCCUACCAUAAUCCUUGAACUAUCCGAGUAUCCCCAUUGGUACCUUAGAGAGAUAGUAGUCCUACCAUAAUCCUUGAACUAUCCGAGUAUCCCGUUUGUUACCUUAGAGAGAUAGUAGUCCUACCAUAAUCCUUGAACUAUCCGAGUAUCCCCAUUGUUACCUUAGAGAGAUAGUAGUCCUACCAUAAUCCUUGAACUAUCCGAGUAUCCCCAUUGUUACCUUAGAGAGAUAGUAGUCCUCCUUAGAGAGAUAGUAGUCCUACCAUAAUCCUUGAACUAUCCGAGUAUCCCCAUUGUUUUAGAGAUAAUAGACCUACCAUAAUACUUAAACUAUAUCCAAGUAUCCCCAUUGUUAUCUUAUAAAGAUGAUAGUCCUACCAAAAUCCUAAACUAUCCGAGUAUCCCCAUUGUUAUCUUAUAGAGAUAAUUGUCCUACCUCAAUUCUUGGGCUGUUAUUUGAAGAACCUCAGACUCCCAGAUGCAUCUAUAAAGUACAUGUUCAAGUCUACGACGAAAAUAUAUUAUUUCUUUUAAAUACUAAAAAGACAAGCUCACAACAUCAUGGCUACUACUACGACCCUUAGAUAUAUUGACUUUACUGCGCUGGUUCUGUACCCUACAAUGCACUACAAUACCCUCAGUACCCUACAAUGCACUACAAAAUUCCCUCAGUACCCUACAAUGCACUACAAUACCCUCAGUACCCUACAAUGCACUACAAUACCCUCAGUACCCUACAAUGCACUACAAUACCCUCAGUACCCUACAAUGCCAAUUGCCGUCUACUAACGACAAGAGUCUUAUUAUGUAGUUUCAGUUGGUUAGUCUCUAGACUCUAGGUCUGCCCACUGCCCGCUACUACUGUCAAAACUGUUGCGCCUUUAAGACGAGAAAAAAAGAGGGGGGGGGGGGGAGAUGCAAAAAAAAACCAAAACCCCUUAGAUGAAAAUCCUGUUCAUUGAAUGACGUUGGUGGAUGAAUCCUAAGACAUGUCAUGUGUCACAAACAAAAGAAGAAGUUCCCAAUCCGAGGACGGGUGUAGUCGUUGAUGGACAGGUAGGGUUCUAGAUGGGCGUGCAGAUAGCUUUGAGGUAACGUAUCAAUAAACAGGGCUGUCUGUCUAUCCUAGAAAUUGCCUUCAGUCGGAGUUAUCUAUCUGCAAAGAUGAACUUUUUGGUGGGGGAGGGGGGUAUUUUAUUUGUAUUUAUUUUUUAACCGAAAGGAAUGAACACGUGAAAAGUAAACAAAAAUAAUGACCGUCUUCUUAGAUAACCAACUAGAGUUGUUCUUCUGACGUGUUGUAUCCUGUUGCUCUUCUCCCGCACACGUGUGCGUUGUGAGUGUGUGGGGAAAUGGCUACCCGUUGCCAACACGUCUUUUUAAAAAAACAACCUUGAUUGUGUGAUUGUGUCUAGUACAGUGGUUCUCAGCCUUGCUAAUGCCGCGACCCUUUAAUGCAUUGCCUUCUGUUGUGGCGACCCCCCAACCACAAAAUUAUUUUCGUUGCUACUUAAUAACUGUAGAGUACCGGUAUAUGUGUUUUCCGUUGGUCUCCGGGUACCCCUGUGAAAGGGUCGUUCGACCCCUAAAGGGGUCUCGGCCCACAGGCUGAGAACACCGCUAGUCUAGUAGAAAGAGUCCAUGUCUCCUCCCCCCCGAUCUUUGAAUCUUCUUGUAUAUACAUUUUUGUUAUGUAUGUGACUGCUCCCCUCCCCUUUUUUAUAUAUAUUUUUAUUUUUAUUUUGUUGUUAGAUUUUAAUUUUCUUCACAUGUUGGGGGCGGGGGGGGGGUGUUAAACUUGUCUUAGCAGCUUUAUAUGACGUCUGGCGCAGGGGCGUAUGCUAGUUGACAGGGGAGGUCAUCUCAAAGGGAAGUCAGACGUCUCACAUAGUCCUAGUCUUCAGAACGCCUGCUCAUGAAAGUAAUUUGUAUUUUAACAUUUCCCCCAUCCUCAGCCGCCGUCAUGUUCUCCUUCCCCGACCACGUGACUGUCCAGAAGGUCAUCAACGCAUUGCCCAGAGUCGGCGUGGGCAUCAAGUAUGGAUUGAAUCAAACCAGGUAAGUUAAAAGACAGAGUAUCUCAGGCCAAAAUCAACCCUCUCUCUGAAAAAUGUAUAAAUUAUAUUUAUGGAAAUUAAGACUACAUUUUUUAACUAUUUGCAAUGACAAGUAAAAAAAAAAUGGAAAUAUUAUACAUUAAAACAUUGGCCAUGCAUGAUUUAUAUAAGCCGGUAAAUUCGCGUAUUUAAAAGUGCAGUGCUAUACCUCAUAGUUGUCCAUUUGUCAUAAAUCGUUAGACAGUUUUUACACUACUGUCCAGUAACAGUAUAAGUCAUGUAAAAACACAUUAUUAUGGCUUAUUGCACAGUGUUUUUUUUUAAGUAUUUCUCAACUGUACAUUUGAUCUUUGGAGGUUUUUGUAUUAGGGUGGUACACUGUGUUCGCUUUGUUUAAAAAACACAUAGUUUAGAAGCCCAUAUGAAUGUACAUGUAUUUAAUACAGCCACUCGCAGACUUGGUUUUAAUCUUACAAAAGCUCACCACAGAGCCUUAAUUAAGCAGCAUGAGAAGUGAGCGGGUCCACUCAGGUGGUUCUUGGGGUUUGAGGAAAAGACCGGGAGCUAGGAUGUUGCACAGUUUCUGUGAAAUUGAAGGAAAUAUGGUAUGGGGGGAAACGGGGGGGGGGGGGGGUGAAAAAAAAAGAACGUGUCGCGGCAAGAUGCCUACUCCAGGGAAUAAACAACGAGUAACACACAAAUAAAAAAAAUAAACACUUAGGUGAAAUCUAGUAUCCGAGGGGACAGCGAGAGAUUUCAAUUCAAAUGAAAUGGAAUAGAGUUAGGUUUUAUGUGUAUCAUUUGUAUGAGAUCUUCUUUUCUAUCAUUAACAACAAACUUGGCAAAUAAUUCGUGGUGCUUUUAUUGUCGUUUAGGUUUCACUAACUAUUAACAUGCAACGCUAUGGAUAAAAUGGACAUUUGAGAUACCAGGUAUUAGAGCCGUCUUCUUUAACUUGCAUCUAACACUCAUUAGUGUAGCUAGGGGCUGGUGCCCCGCACCAUUUCAGAAAAAGGGGGGAGGGGGGGGGGAGCAACUCUUCUUUCGCCCAAAAUGCCCCUUCUCCCCCCUUUCCCCAUAUAAAGAAGAAAAGAAAGGAACUCUUCGGGCGGACUCCCAACCCCCCUCUACUUCCUAUGACACUGCUAACACGCUCUCCCCAAACAACCCACCAGAUAUUUUAAGUACCCACUGUAGGGACCCACUGUUGGGACCCACUGUAAAUUACCCACUGUAAGGACCCACUGUAAGGACCCACUGUUGGGACCCACUGUAAGGACCCACUGUAAGGACCCACUGUAAAGUACCCACUGUAAAGAACCCACUGUAGGGAUCCACUAAAGGGACCCACUGUAAGGACCCACUGUAAAGUACCCACUGUAAAGAACCCACUGUAGGGAUCCACUGAAGGGGCCCACUGUAGGGACCCACCGUAAAGUACCCACUGGAUCAAUCACCAACAGUGAACUGAAACACAGAGGCCAAUGUAUGCCUCUCACCCGCCACAGCAGGCACACAUGGUGGUGAAGUGAUACCAUAAUGAUCACCCUGACCAGCUAUGAGCUGCCUCCUACUUGUUUGAUCAGAGUGUGGACGUGCCCUGUUUUGAUAGACACACGCGUACCUUUAUGGAGGGUUGACAUUUCUGUUGGCUAACAUUAAUUGUGUGACUGCUGUACACAGGGUGUUGCACGAUGAACAUUGACUUGUCAUUUACGAGGAAAGGAACCGAGCUGAUCGGAGGUUGUACGAUUCUUUAUAACAUAGCUUGAAAAGAUCUCUUCUUUAUCAUUUUUUAUGUCUAUUUUUACUCUAAAUAAAUAUCACCUAUUUAUGGAAACAAAAAAUACUUAAGAUAUAAACUACACAACCUACAAAAAAGGUCACUCACAAACCUGCAAAUUAGGUCACAAGCUACAAAUAAGGUCACAGACCUACACAUUAGGCCACAAACCUACACAUUAGGUCACAAGCUACUAAUAAGGUCAAAAACCUACAAAUUAGGUCACAACCUACAAAUAAGGCCAUAAACCUACAAAUUAGUUCAGAACCUACAAAUAAGGCCAUAAAUCAACAAAUUAGGUCACAACCUACAAAUAAGGCCAUAAACCUACAAAUUAGGUCACAACCUAUAAAGAAGGCCAUAAACCUACAAAUUAGGUCACAGCCUACAAAUAAGGUCACAAACCUACAGAAUGUCACAAACCUACAAAUAAUGUCAAAUUGUACAAGUACCGUAAUUAUCGGCAAAAGAUAUCUUCACUGGUGACGAUUGGGUCCUUCUAAAGAUGGGCAAAGCAGUUGUUGGCAUAACAUUUGGUCAAUCGGGAAGUGAUGGCAAAUUAGUGAUGGCUCAAUUCAAGUGAAUUUAUUAUGUCAUUAAUGUUACUAUAACAUGGGAUUGACAAGGCAAACAUAACAUGCUAUUUUUUCUAGUGUAUCUGUAUUAUUUACUUGGGUAAAUUAACCAAAAUAGUGUCUUAUAUGAUAGCUAUGUAUAGGUAUUGUGUUAGCUCUGUAGGUAUGUUUAUCUUAUGGCUGUAUGCUUAUUUUGCCUGACCUGAUCAUUUCCUCAGACGUGUGUCCCUGGCAUCAGGAAAGCAGCUGUUCAAGCUGUCCAACAUGACACAAAAAUGGCAGAAGAGGGAGAUCUCGAACUUUGAUUACAUCAUGUACCUCAACACCAUAGCAGGUGGGCCACAUGUCUGGUAGAUCUUUACCCCCACAGUGUCCUUUACAAUCACAUAGGCUGUAAUGGUGUGAUUACAUAUCUUAUAUCCCAAAGCUGUCCUUACACAUCUGUAAAGGGUAAUGGCUGGAUUACAUCAUGUGUCAUUGCACAUUAUGGUUUGUGUUUGAUCUCAUAGUAUGCUCUUACAUGCUGUAUAUCGGAUAAAGGUGUUCUUAAAACCUUAGAUGGGAUGGUUUCAUUAUCACUACAUGUCCUUGGACACCAUCACUCAGGGGGGGGGGGACACCAUAGCUCAGGGGGACACCAUAGCUCAGGGGGGGACAACAUAGCUCAGGGGGGACACCAUAGCUCAGGGGGGACACCAUAGCUCAGGGGGGACACCAUAGCUCAGGGGGAACACCAUAGCUCAGGGGGGGACAACAUAGCUCAGGGGUACACACUAGUUCAGGGGGACACCAUAGCUCGGGGAACACACUAGCUCAGGUGGGACACCAAAGCUCAAGGGGGACACCAUAGCUCAGGUGGGACAACAUAGCUCAGGUGGGACACCAUAGCUCUGGUGGGGAGACACCAUAGCUCAGGGGGGGGACCAUAGCUCAGGUGAGACACCAUAGCUCAGGAGGGCCACACUAGCUCAGGUGGGACACCAUAGCUCAAGGGGGACACCAAAGCUCAGGUGGGACACCAUAGCUGAGGGGGGACACCAUAGCUCAGGGGGGCCACACUAGCGCAGGGGGGACACCAUAGCUCAAGGGGACACCAUAGCUCAAGGGGGACACCAUAGCUCAGGGGGGACACCAUAGCUCAGGUGGGACACCAUAAAUCAGGAGGGACACCAUAAAUCAGGAGGGACACCAUAGCUCAAGGGGGACACCAUAUCUCAAGGGGACACCAUAGCUCAAGGGGGACACCCAUAGCUCAGGUGGGACACCAUAGCUCAGGUGGGACACCAUAGGUCAGUUUGAAGACCAUAGGUCAGGUUCGUACACAAUAGCUCAGGGGACACAUCAUAGCUCAGGGGGGACACCAUAGCUCAGGUAGGACACCAUAGCUCAGGGGGGACACCAUAGGUCAGGUGGGACCCAUGUCCUAAAAGUUCCAUUUAUAACAAUCUUGAAAUAUUUUAUUCGUAAUCCUUGACCAUAGAGAUUAGGGAGCUGAGCUUUUGGUCAACAUCAACACUGCAAUGGUUGGUUUUUAAGAUUCAUAUGACCAUUCAACUGAAUAUCAUAUCUGUUAAAGGUCUGUCACAACAUAUUUAACAUAUUAGUCACAUAAAAAAAAAUUAUAAAAAAAUAAAAAAAAGUGUACUUCCUCCAUUUGGUAUAAAACAAGAUGUCCUCUUAUUAAACAACAGAGAUAAGAUUGUCCUCUUAUUAAACAACAGAGAUAAGAUUGUCCUCUUAUUAAACAACAGAGAUAAGAUUGUCCUCUUAUUAAACAACAGAGAUAAGAUUGUCCUCUUAUUAAACAACAGAGAUAAGAUUGUCCUCUUAUUAAACAACAGAGAUAAGAUUGUCCUCUUAUUAAACAACAGAGAUAAGAUUGUCCUCUUAUUAAACAACAGAGAUAAGAUUGUCCUCUUAUUAAACAACAGAGAUAAGAUUGUCCUCUUAUUAAACAACAGAGGUAAGAUUGUCCUCUUAUUAAACAACAGAGGUAAGAUUGUCCUCUUAUUAAACAACAGAGGUAAGAUUGUCCUCUUAUUAAACAACAGAGGUAAGAUUGUCCUCUUAUUAAACAACAGAGAUAAGAUUGUCCUCUUAUUAAACAACAGAGAUAAGAUUGUCCUCUUAUUAAACAACAGAGAUAAGAUUGUCCUCUUAUUAAACAACAGAGAUAAGAUUGUCCUCUUAUUAAACAACAGAGAUAAGAUUGUCCUCUUAUUAAACAACAGAGAUAAGAUUGUCCUCUUAUUAAACAACAGAGAUAAGAUUGUCCUCUUAUUAAACAACAGAGAUAAGAUUGUCCUCUUAUUAAACAACAGAGAUAAGAUUGUCCUCUUAUUAAACAACAGAGAUAAGAUUGUCCUCUUAUUAAACAACAGAGAUAAGAUUGUCCUCUUAUUAAACAACAGAGAUAAGAUUGUCCUCUUAUUAAACAACAGAGAUAAGAUUGUCCUCUUAUUAAACAACAGAGAUAAGAUUGUCCUCUUAUUAAACAACAGAGAUAAGAUUUCCUGCUUAUUAAGCAACAAAGUGAAGCUUCUAAUAUUUGUGGAAAAAAGAAUUUUUGAUGUUUUAUGACAGCUAAUCUUGAUCCCAACUCACAACUGCCCAACAAGUUUCAAGAGUGACAUCGUUAAGAUUGGGAGAACUUCUGUCAGAUGGAUCACAGCAGGCAGUUCUUGUCAUCAGACAUUCUCUGAGAGUCUCACCAAAAUAUGUUUACUUGUUGUCUACUACUCUUUGAACGAGAGCUAUAGAGGGGGGGGGGGGGUCAGGAAGUCAGAACCUGUCUUCCUUGAUUCCUGGAUUAGUUGAAAUGUUCACCAACAUGGCGGUCCAUAUAAUAUUUAUUUAAAACAAUGUCAGGAAAGUCCAUAUUCAUGUAGUCAUUUUGGUCAGGAAAGUCCAUAUUUAUGUAGUCAUUUUGGUCAGGAAAGUCCAUAUUUAUGUAGUCAUUUUGGUCAGGAAAGUCCAUAUUUAUGUAGUCAUUUUGGUCUGCAAUCAUUGACACCUCAAGCAAUGACAUGUCAUGCAUUGACUUCUCCAGCAAUGUCAUCUCAAAGCUGAUUUAGCUUUACCAAUAUUUGUAGUUUUACCCAUAAAGCUAAAGAAUCAGCCAAUUUUUACUCAUGUAUUAUUUGUGAAUUGUAUGUAGACAUUGUAGACAUGUUUAUACCUUUAAUUUAGUUUAUUAUUAUUAUUUUUAAAAAUAUUUUUUUUAUAAAUCUGUUAUCCUGAAACUGUAGACAGCGCAAAGCAGUCACCAAGGCAGAUACACUUGUAGUAGUAUUGCACACAAAAUCAAAAUACUUUAUCAGAAAGAUGUGUAGAUUAUUGGUUUGUAGAUUUCCCUGGAUUCACCGAAACAGGCCCUGCGGUUCUGGUUAUCUCCCCUAUUUCACACCACCUUGAAUGCUUCCCUCUCAACCAAUAUAUUAUGUGGGACCCAUCUGUUUCAAAACUACAACCUAUUCCCAUAGAGUUGAAAUGAUGGCACUGUAGAUUUCUGUGUGAUAGGCUUACAAACAGAUGACGUCUAACUCAAGCCAUGGAUACAUUUGGACACAAUCUCUGCCACAUUGGAGGGGAAGGGGAUAAGCCGUAUGGAAAAACCCCUUUUUUUUUUCUUCUUUUUUUUUUUAAAAGUAAAAUCCGAAUGACAUAAAGCAAUAUUGCAGGGGACAUAACCGGGAAGUUUACUAUCACUUCAGUCACCAUGAAUUGUCUUUCUUUAAAUGUUAUUGCCUGAAAGACGCUUUCAGAAGACAGCUGCUUGACUAGGACAUGCACGCCACACUUACUCGUAGCCAAAAAUACUGCUAGCCACAUUUACUGCUGCCACAUUGACUGCUAGCUACAAUUACUGCUCAUUCUUAAAUGAAUUUUUAUUUUUAAAACAUUAUCCUUUAUAAUCUGCAAUUAUUUAUAUAAUUAUCAGAGAAGUGUUCAUCUAUGUUCAUUAGAGAUCAGGUGUCUGCAAUGACAAUGUUGUACGAUGUUUGUUGCCUAAUAUUUUUGACUUGAGCAUUCAGCAUGGUUUUCUGGUCAGCUUUACACCAAAGAUUUUCAGUCUAGGUUAUCCUCUGAUCGUUCAGCUUUUCCCAUUGACUUGAGCAUUCAGCAUGGUUUUCUGGUCAGCUUUACACCAAAGAUUUUCAGUCUAGGUUAUCCUCUGAUCGUUCAACUUUUCCCAAGCCACGUACUUAAACAUCGUUUGUUUUAUGAUGGACUGCUACUAACUAACUCUAACUAAAACUAUUCAGUAUCACAAGAUGCUAUAACCUACCUGACUUUGACUUCCAGGUCGAACCUACAAUGACCUGAACCAGUACCCAGUGUUUCCCUGGGUUUUGGUCAACUAUGACACUGACCAGCUGGACUUGAGCAGUGCAAACACAUACAGGGACCUGUCAAAGGUAAAGCCAUUACUUCUGGUCUCAUUUAUCAUUUUUUUUUUUUUUUUUUUGUAAUUUCAUGGCUGCUCAUUCGACAUUCCAUUCAUUUUUUUUUUCUUUCUUUUGCUCUUAAAUUUAAAAAAAUUUUAAACAAUCAAUCUGUAACUUUUCAGUGUAAAUUUUUAGGCAAAAUUGGUAACAAAUUUUUUGUUAUCUCCCAUCAUAUUAAAGAACACUAACUAAAUUUUGUUUUUAAAUAAAUCACCUACCUAAUUUAGGUGAAGAAAAAAAUUGUUCAUAAAAACUAUUGUGACUCAAUUUGAGAGUCGUUCUUGGAUAUAAUAUUCUCAGGAUGGUUUGAUCAAUUUUUAAUUAACAGUAACAUAACAUCUACAAAAUCAAAACAAAAACACUUUGAGAAAAAUAACUGCAAUAUUGUUUGCUUAAUAUAUUUAGCAAAUGUUUUUGUGUACAUGAUUGUUCUUUCACCCUUUUUAUUGGAAUGGAACCCUUUGGAACAUUUAGAUUGCCCAUAGAACCCCAUAAAGUGACUCAAGGAUUUGUUUGAUUCCAAUUAAGACACCUGCCCGAGUCAAUCCCAUAGCCAAGUAAUUGUCACUGUGCUGAGUGACCAAAAAAAUGUAAGAUUCAGAUAGACAAUGUUAAUUUUUUCGCACGUUCCACUCACAUGACACGUGACUAGCUGUAGCUAGGAAGACAAAGGAAACAGUAAUUAAGUGGAUAAAAGAACUACCAGUUACUGUAAAGUUCAGGUACUGCCAGACUUGGUCCAUGGCGAUUUCAGACAUUAUUUUUAUAAUUUUACUGGACACUAGCAAAAUCUCUGGCUGGCGCUCAGUGAAGCCUUAGGGUCUGCAGAACCCUGGUUGAAAAUAACUGGUGUACAUUAUUGGCUUUCUUCCAAUUAAUUGAUAAAUCAAUAUACACCUUUUUUUUUUAACUAUGUAGAAUUAACAUCAACAUCUGAGAACCACAAUGUGUAAUUAAUGAACAUUUAAAUACCUGGAUUAUCUUCCCAGCCUAUUGGUGCACUGAAUGAGACGAGGAAGGCCUACUUUGAGGAAAGGUUCUCAUCUUGGGAGCAUGAUCAGAUCCCACCUUUCCACUACGGCACCCACUAUUCAACAUCUGCCUUUACACUCAACUGGCUCAUCCGUGUGGUAUAUCAUUUGUUUUAUCUGUAUUGGUUGUAAGGUCACCUGUACUAUGUGUAAAUGAGUAUUGAGUUCACUUUUACUUUGUGUAAAUGAGUAAAGUCACCCUGUACUAUGUUUAAAUGAAUGGUCAGAUCACCUGUACCAUGUGUAAAUGAGUAGUGAAGUCACCUGUACUAUGUGUAAAUGAGUAAUGAUGUCUUCUUUACCAUGUGUAAAUGAAUAGUGAGGUCACCUGUACUAUGUGUAAAUGAGUAGAGAAGUCACCUGUACUAUGACCUUCAGACUUACAGUACAUGUUAACUAUAAGCUGGAUUCUUUCCUUGAAAAUAAAUGUGAUUUCAUUACAAGCAAAUGAAUCUAUUAAGACCAACUCUGUUGUAUGAUCUUCUAUGUUAACUAAAAAGUUGGUAUCUGUUUUUGAUAAGAUCAAGUUAUUUUUUAAUGUCUUUGCUACAUCCCAAGGAGCCCUUCACCACAAUGUUCCUUAACUUACAAGGCGGAAAGUUCGACCAUCCUAACCGAAUCUUCUCAUCCAUUAGUCAGGCCUGGAAGAACUGUCAGAGGGACACCUCAGAUGUCAAGGUAAUGUCUCAGGACAGUUGUGCUGUCCAACCCCUACUUAAGCUUAUAACAUUUUAAUGUUGUAAACAGUACCUGUUGUGUGUGUGAAAUUAAAUAAUUGUAAACACCAACCCUGAAUACUGAUGGAUUGCUUAAAAAUCUAGCAGUAGCAGUAAUGGGGCUCUGGGUAAGCCAUGCUGGUAAGUUGCCCUGUAUAUUAUGAUGAUGAUGUGUGCUCUAUUAUAAUAUUCACUUGGCACCACCUCAGGAACUGAUACCAGAGUUCUUCUGUUUGCCUGAGAUGUUCACCAACACUAACAAGUACAGUCUCGGGAAGCAGGAAGAUGGGAAGGAAGUGAAUGACGUGGAGUUACCUCCCUGGGCCAAGACCCCCGAGGAAUUUGUCAGAAUCAAUAAAAUGGUGAGUACAGUACCUCCCACUUGAAAAACAAAUGCACCUUAAUAAUUCUUUUGUAUAAUCUGUUUCACAGUCGAUUUGAUUUAACUCAGGAUAAAAGUCUUUUCGUUAAGCACCUAAUCAGCAAUUGACCUGCAAUGUGUUAUUUCUCCAUCACUUAUUCUUAUAAAAAUCAACUAUGAAAUGGCAAAGGAAUUUUUAAGCUGGGGCCUUUGAAAGGGCGACAAUUGACUUAGAGAAAAAUCAUUCUUUUUUAACGAACAGACAAAAUGAACAGACAAAGCAAAACUGGGCUAUUGGAAUGAAGUUUAUGAGUGCACCGAGCUUGAACCUAAAUAAAAAAUGUCUUGUGUUAAGAUAAGAUGAGUUUGAUAUUUGAAGUUUUCUUGAAGCAUUGAAUAGUUUAUGUUGGUUUAAAUGGCGUUUCUGUCUUUAUAAAAAUGAAACUUUUGUUUCAGGCUCUGGAAUCUGAAUUUGUUUCCUGCCAGAUCCACAACUGGAUUGACCUGAUCUUUGGAUACAAACAAAGAGGUUGGCACCUGUUCUUUUUGAUGAAAAUCUAUCACUAUCCCUUUUAGUUUGUUUGUUUUGUUGUUUUUUUUUUGCUUUUUUUAAAACUUAACACGUGUCUUUUAUGCACACACAAUGAACCCACCAGACAUUUGUGUUAAAUGUUACUUUUAUAGUUAAAAGUGACGAUUCAAUGACAAUUGAAAUUAAUGUAUAAAGAUCUUAAUUAGAAUGUUUAUAUCAUUCCUUCAUCUCUCGCCACUUGACAGGACCGGAAGCAGUGAGGGCCACCAAUGUAUUUUACUACCUGACCUAUGAUGGCAGCGUCAAUCUUGAAACAAUGACUGACCCUGUCAUGAAGGAGGUCGGUACCGCAUUUUUUUUAGCUACCCUUAUUUGCUGUAUUUGACUAUAGAUUUAAUCUGGGUUCUAUUAACCACUAAUGACCGUAGACUAUCUUUAAUCCUUGGUAAACAUGAGCAAGAAUUCUGAGGGAUUCAAGCAUUUAACAACAUGGGCUUUCUUUUUGUUUGAUGUAAAUGAAAUAGCUUGACUGAACGGAUGUAAAGUUCUGUGCAUCAAAAUAUUUGAAGGUUUUUAUCAAAUAGGACAUAAUAAAGUCAACGUGAGGCAUUCUUUAAACGUAUUUUGUGAUUUAAUUCUUGAUUAAAGAUGAACAGCAAGCAGAGUUGAAUUUUUGUAACCCAGGGAUAGGACAGAUUUGGAUAGGUCAAAGAUGGAUGGGACAGAACUGGAUGGGAAAGAGUUGGAUAGGAAAGAGUUGGAUGGGACAAAGUUGGAUGGAUCAGAGUUGGAUGGGACUGAGUUGGAUAUGGUUUUUUUCUUGUGUGGCUAUCUUGCUUGUCUUCUUCUUUAUACCAGUUGAAAAUGUGGGCUCAAGAAAUAAUUGUUGGUUACUGCUUGUGGUACCAAUGGUUGGGUACGACAGUGAUAUAAUUAAAUGUUACUACUCCAGCUCACCCAUUUUGCUGUAAACAUUCCAGGCAAUAGAGAACCAGAUCCGAAGUUUUGGCCAGACACCCACUCAGCUGUUGACUGAACCCCACCCACCUCGAAGUUCAGUCAUGCAUCUGGUAAGUCGCUCUAACAAGAACUCUCGAAAACCCUAGUGAAUAUCUUUCGGGUCUCCAGGGCUCAAUACUUAACACUUGCUUGCAGCAAACAUGGGAAAAUUAAAGCUUAUGUUAUUAACCUUGUCCAGUCAAAUUCUAUGUUGUUCUCAGUCAUGGCCUGCAACACCACCACUCCCACACCUCCCCCCCCCCCCCACAUACACAUUCAUUUCUUUCUCCUUAGUCCACAAUGGUAUAUUUGUACAAAGUUAGAUUCAGAUAACCUGUAAAAUUUAAAAAGGUUUAAAGGAAAAGCAGAAAUGACAUGAUUGGGAUAAUUAAGCCACUUUUGCUUUAAAAUCUAAAACCAGUGGUUCUCUGCUUUUUAUUCGUUAAAAGGCUUAAUUAGAGGGGUAAAUCAUUAAAGAGUGUGUAAAGCGGGAAAAGUUUGGACCCAUAGAUUUUUUUAAAAACAAAACAAGAUACAGCUUUGUAAGGUCUACCUCACUAUGUUCUUGUUAUUAGUUACCAGGGUCAUCAUUAAAAUAUUCAUUUAUUUUCCUAGUUUCCCAUGUGGGAUUUUGCUUCGUUUUUUUUUUAAAUUUCCUUAUUUAGAUGAUGUAAUACAUUGCCUCACCAUAAACUUUACCCCGCAGGUGUGCUUCCCCCCUGAAUCUAUAAACUCGGUGAUUCAUUUAUUAGAUGUUUUUUUUUUAAAAAUAUAAAUAAGCCUUUCUGUUCAUCAAAUAUUUAUCAUUUUUAUUUUGAGACUUGAUUUUAGCUUUUUAACACCUUCACAGAGUUUUGACGGUCUGGAAUUGAAAUACCAUAAUUAAAACAAAACAUUUAAUUAUCUAUUAUGUAGAAUCUCUAAGCUUUUUUUUUUUUCCUUUUUGAUUUCCUCCAAUAUUUCCCAACCUGGGUUACUCUGACCAGAUCUUAUUUUUAUUCCUUAUGUUACUGUUGAAUUUUUGUUGUCAGAUGGGAUUGGGGGGAGGGGGGGAGGGAGGUUUAAAUUAUUAAAUUCUUUGCUGACUGGGUUUUCCUAUGAGAUUGAACACAAAUAAAUUUCCUUUUCAGAAUUCACUUUAUGGUGUAGACAGAAAGUAACCAAUAACUUUAAAACCAAAAAAACAAUCUAUCAGCACAAAGUAGGCAAAUAAAUAUAUCUGGCCUGCAUGGAGGGAAAUAGGAGAAUACAGGAAACUAAGUGUAUCUUCUUGAUGCCUGGGCAAGGUUGGGAGCCACUGAUUUUUAUCAAAGAUUAAAUUUGAGAUGAUUGCAGGAUUGGGUUUAGUGGUUUUGAGAGUUUUAUCCCAUGAUUUAAUGGACCAGCAGUGAAUUUUAUUUGCACAAAAUGUUUGUUGCUAAAACCAGAUAAUUGAUCAAUUUUAAAAAAAAUUAAUUUUAAGUGAUAACACAGGGUUCUCAGACACAAAAUCUUCUCCUGUACCCCACUGUCUCACCGCAGUAGCAAAUUUAGGAUAGAGCUGACGGUGUAUUAUUCAAAGAUAAGUUAGACCAUGGCCUUGACCCUAAUAUUUUAAAUCUUUAUUUAUUUUUUUUGGUCUCUUCCACCUCCAUUAUUAACCCAUAUUAAACAAAGCACUGAUUUCCUUCCAUCCAUUCAUUCAUCAUCUCUAUGUUUAUUUAUUCCAGCUAAUAGAAAAAAAUCAGGACCGUAGAAGCAUCAUCAAUAAGGUUCUGCAUCAUUUCCUUAUAGUUGCCUCCCAUAUUGCUUGCUGCUUGGAAAAUAGGAAACAAAAUAAUAUUUUUUAAUAAUCUUUCUUUUCCUUAUUAUUUUUCAUUACUUUGGGGACAAAAAUAUUUUAUUUAUUCCUUUUUUUUUUUAAAUGGCAUUGACCUUGAAUUGCUUUUUUAUUUCAAUUUUUCAUUUAAAUCUUACUCUGAAUUAAAAUAAUAAAACAUGAAUCCUUUCUGCAGUUACAAUUGUAAUAAUUAUUGAGAGAAUGCAAUAUUAUUUACUCUACUUUUACUUCCUUUUUAUUUUGUUAAAAAGUACAGCCUAUCAGUUUGGGAUGGGGGGGGGGGGGCAGACAUUAAUAGAAUUAAAAAGUAAUCCCUCAAAAAAAGUUGUUGUUUUUUUUAUUUUCCUUUUUGAAGUUAAAAAUAUUAUUUAAUCUACUUUUUCUUCCUUUUUAUUUUGUUAAAAAAUACAGCCUAUUAAUUUUGGAUUGGGGGGGGGGGGCAGACAUUGAUAGAAUUAAAAAGUAAUCCCUCAAAAAAAGUUGUUGUUUUUUUUAAUGUCCUUUGUGAAGUUAAAAAUCUAAUGAUAUAAUCAGAGAGACGGCUCUUCUAGUGAGGAUAUAGUCACUAUAAGAAUAGGCCUACACCAUGUUCAUAUAAUAAUGCUUUUAUUAACCAACACCAUGUGACACAAAUAUUAGCUAGUGGCUAUCUUCACUAUGUACUGCUAGGUUAACACAAUGACGUCAUUGCACACAUUAGUAUAACCAAUUUAAUAACAAGCCAAACUACAAACUUGUCAUUGAAGACCUGGGCUUGAGUGAAUCCAUUUGUGUGAAGUGAAUCCAUGGCUUAUAAUUUAGUUGCUUACAUAAGAACAUCAAAAGUUAUGUAGGAUACACUAAUACCUAAAAAAAAAAACAUCAUUAAUAUAUUAACUAUUUAACCAGUGAUUUCAGCUUAAUUCACAUCAAAUAUGUAUUCACUACUGAGCUAAUUAACUCCUUGUAGAAUAACAAAUAGACCCAGAUCACCCAGAUCUCAAUAAUUUUAUGAGAUUUUUAUAACUCAUAAGAAUUUCAAGUCAUUUACCAAAUUUUUAUGAAGAAAUUAUUUUUUUGUGAAAACAAAGUUAUCCUGGAUUUGUUUAAGUACAGCAUAUCAAGUAUUCUUUAUACUACAAAUUAUUCCAUUUGAUUUUGUUUGAAUCCUGAUAUCCUGGCUUUCCACUUUCAUUUGAGAGGCCAUUGGUAAAUGUUACAUUGUUGAAAAUCUAUAGAUAUAAAAAUUUCAAGAAUUUUACUCUUUGGUCUUCUUGAUUUUGAAAGAGUUACUGCUGAAAUAUAAUGACUCUCAAUCGCUAGACAGUACAAAGGACUGGGUAUUCAAUUUAGUUUAUAUUAUGAAUUUAAGUUAUACAGAAGCAGUUUAAGAGAGAUGGAUAACUAAUUUGUGAUAUAUAUUUAAAAAUUCAAAUUAUUUCCUAGACAACAGUUAAUGCCCCCAAUUAUAAUAUUGGGGCGGGGUGUUAGUAAAUAUUUUUAAUAUUAAUUUUUAGGAAUUUAAAAAAGGAGCAGUUGUACAAUUUAUUUGACAGUCUGUAUACCAUUAAUAUUUUUUGUUCCCUUUUAAAAAUUUGUAUUCAUAUUUUUUUUGUCUUCCUGGUCUUUUAUGCUUGGACAUUUUGGGGAAUCGGAUUAGGCCCUUUUUUUUUUUCAAACUAUUAUUUCAGGCUUAUGGUUCUUUGCUAAUGGUAUGAAACCCUUAUGUGUAUGCGCAUACAUGAAACGUAGUUGAAAUAAACAUAUGGCUGUGUUAAAUAAAACUUAUUUUUAUUAUAUCCAUUACGCUGGUCUUUAAAUUGAUUUGUCCUGGAGGAAAUAACUUCACAUCCAGUUAGCAUUAGCUUUAUUGUUCACAUUUUCUUUUUACUAUUGUAAAGCUCAACACAUGCUGAUGAAGAAUUUAUUUCUCCUGAUGUUGAAUGCUUUUGUCCUCCCAUUGAACAGAGCCCAAUGAUGUUCUCCAAGAACCAGGACGACGUCUGCAUGAUCAUGAAGUUCCUGUCCAACUCACCGGUCACCCACGUGGCGGCCAACACCCACCCCGCGGUGCCUAUCCCGGCGGUCACCAGCAUAUCCUGCAACCACAACUAUGCCAUCAACAAGUGGAACAAUGGCUACACACGUGAGGAAACUUGCACACAUUUACUCGACUGUCAUGUUGAGUCACACAGAAAAUGAAAUCUGUUGGAUUCGAGUGUUUAAAUUUCUAUCACACUGACAUUUUGUUGCUAUAAAAUCUUCAGUGGUAUCAGACAUCCAUGUAAAUUUGGGUGUUUAAAUUUCUAAACACUUAUUAAAUAUUUGUAGUUUGGAGUCGCAUCCAAUAUAAAUGAAUUCGAAAUCCGGCCUGUCGUUGUCUCCAUGCAUUUGAUAUUUUCUUUAAGGUCUGUGAGUUCAAUAAAUCAGUGCUUUAUCUUUCAAUAAUCUUUCAGCUCAAGGAAAUGCUGCAAGCUUUUCAUCUGACAAAGCUGACCCCACAGCCCCGCCAAAUCUACCAUUGGCCAUGGAUCAAAUGUUAGGUAGGUUAAGAUAACAAAUCACCAAAAGUUAGAUAGGUUUUAAAAGAAAUAUCAGUGUAAUGUAUUAAGAAUAUUCCAAAAAAGGUUUUCUGUGUAUUUCUUUUCAUUCUCAGUUAAUACGUCUCAGCAAAGUAGUUUGCCAUUAAAUAAAUAAGUCCAGCGGUUACAUUAUAGGCCUUAAAAAUACAUUUUAAUGUAGCUCAUGCUAAAAACAUAUCCUUUUGUGUCAAUAUUUUUAUUUUUCAUGUAGUUUUAAAAAAUCUGUUUUUCUCAAUCUAAAGAAGCAUCAGAUAUUCUUGCUUGAGAAGCAUCAAUUAUUCCUUAUGGAAAGAAGCAUCAGUUAUUCUUUUCCUAAAGAAGCGUUAGUUAUUCCUUGCCUAAAGAAGAAUUAGUUAUUCCUUGCCUAAAGAAGGGUUAGUUAUUCCUUGCCUAAAGAAGAAUUAGUUAUUCCUUGCCUAAAGAAGCAUUAGUUAUUCCUGUCAGAGACCAACUGAUGGCCAAAUAUUGAAAGUUUUUCUGUCACAGAAAAUUUUCCUUUAGUUCUGUGUGUGCUCCAAGCCAAUUGUGCUGUCUUACUGUCCAUAAAAACUCGUCUAUUUUUUUCCUUCCUUCAGUCCAGCACACUGGACCUCAGAAACGAACUCUUGGUGACAACUUUGACCAGAGGCUGCCUGUCAACCAUCACAGCUUUGUGACUACCGCAGACAACCGCUUCCUGUUUGCCUGCGGUUUCUGGGACAAGAGUUUCAGGAUUUAUCACUUAGACUCAGGUGUGUGUCUGACUUCUUGCUGUAUGGGUGUGUCGUGUCUGUGUUUGUUAUUGUCUGUGGCUUUAUACCUGUGGCUGUAUGUCUGUGUCUGGGUGUAUGUCUGUGGCUGUUUGUGGCUGUAUGUAUUUGGAUAUGUGCUUUUUUUGUGGCUAGGUGUAUGUCUGUGGUUCUGUGGCUUUGUGUCUGGCUGUGUGGCUUUGACUCUGUGUGGCUGUGUGCAUUUAGUUGUGUGCCAAUGGCUCUAUGUCUGUAAUGCUGUAUGCCUGUGACUGUAUGGCUGCGGGUCUAUGUCUCUGGCUCUAUGCCUGUGCCUGUGACUGUAUGGCUGCGGGUCUAUGUCUCUGGCUCUAUGCCUGUGCCUGUGACUGUAUGGCUGCGGGUCUAUGUCUCUGGCUCUAUGCCUGUGCCUGUGACUGUAUGGCUGCGGGUCUAUGUCUCUGGCUCUAUGCCUGUGCCUGUGACUGUAUGGCUGCGGGUCUAUGUCUCUGGCUCUAUGCCUGUGCCUGUGACUGUAUGGCUGCGGGUCUAUGUCUCUGGCUCUAUGCCUGUGGUUGUGUGCCUAUGGCUUUAGGCCUGUGGCACUGUAUGUCUCAUGUGAUUACACAUUAUGUCAGUGUUUGGUAGUCAGUAUUUGGGAAUUCAGAGACACUAUGAAUGUAGAUACUUUCAAAGUAUAAAUAGGAUUUUAUAAGUAGUUUAAAAGUUGUAGCAUAAACUAGGAGUACCCGUUGAUACCCUCAUAGUCCAUUCAUGAAAACACCACUUGUAUUUGUGUGAUACACCACUUGUAUUUGUGUGAUACACCACUUGUAUUUGUGUGAUACACCACUUGUAUUUGUGUGAUACACUACUUGUAUUUGUGUGAUACACCACUUGUAUUUGUGUGAUACACCACUUGUAUUUGUGUGAUACACCACUUUUAUUUGUGUGAUACACCACUUGUAUUUGUGUGAUACACCACUUGUAUUUGUGUGAUACACCCCUUGUAUUUGUGUGAUACACCACUUGUAUUUGUGUGAUACACCACUUGUAUUUGUGUGAUACACCACUUGUAUUUGUGUGAUACACUACUUGUAUUUGUGUGAUACACCACUUGUAUUUGUGUGAUACACCACUUGUAUUUGUGUGAUACACCACUUUUAUUUGUGUGAUACACCACUUGUAUUUGUGUGAUACACCACUUGUAUUUGUGUGAUACACCCCUUGUAUUUGUGUGAUACACCACUUGUAUUUGUGUGAUACACCACUUGUAUUUGUGUGAUACACCACUUGUAUUUGUGUGAUACACCACUUGUAUUUGUGUGAUACACCACUUGUAUUUGUGUGAUACACCACUUGUAUUUGUGUGAUUCAUCAAUUGGAAAUAUGAAAAAUAUAAAGUAUGUUUAGAAUUGUUAUAUUUGUUCCAGCUCGCAUCAUUCAAGUUGUGUUCGGUCACUUUGAUGUUGUGACCUGCGUGGCACGCUCCGAGUGUAACAUCAGCCAGGACUGCUACGUGAUCACUGGCUCCAAGGACUGCACGGUCAUGGUGUGGAUGUUCAACGCCAAGGCCCAGGCCGUACUGGGAGAUAGCAAUAGUGAGGCUUUCAAGAUACAUCUAGCGUUUAUAAGAUUAUCUUUGUUAACAGGAAGCAGAAGUCUAUGAUACAAGUUCAGAAAUGUCAUAAUUGCUAUCCGUGCUUAGAAGAUUAUUGUGUCUGGAGUAAACGUUCCAAGUCACAGAGCAGUAAUGCACAUCCACCAAAAGGAUUGUCAUGUCGCAUGUCUUAUUAUUUAUUCAGGGAUAUUGUAAAAUCAACUCUUCAACAAAACAUGAAUUUCCAUGUCAUUCUAUUUACUCAGUGGUAUUAUAAAAUAAUUGUUUAAAGGAUUACUAUGUCAUAUUAUUUACUCAGUCAUAAUAUAAAACAACUUUUCAAGAGGGAUGGUAAAAAAUGUCUUAUUAUUUACUCACUGAUAUUAUAAAAUAACUGAUCAAAAGGGCUUCUGCUAUACAAGGUUGGCCUGAACUGUCUUAGAGAAACUGUCAAAAUUUCAUUCCAAUAGAAAUUACAGAAAGCUGAUAAAUAAGUACAUUGCUCCAAUAUUAAAAUAAUAAAAUUUAAAAAUCAAAACGUUUAAUUUUUUAAAAUUCUUCCCACUCAGUAGUUGUGCCAUUGCUAGAAGUAUUCAUAUACAAAAAUAAAGUUUACAUUGCUAAUGAUCAUCAUUGUGUUGAACCCAGGUAUAGACAUGCCCACACCUAGGACGGUUCUCACUGGACAUCAGUCGGAGAUUACCUGUGUGGCGACCAUUGCUGAACUAGGUCUGGUUGUCAGUGGCUCGAAAGGUAAGAGGAUAGGGAUAAUUCAUCCGUCGAUAUCAACCACGACCACCUUAAUCAUCGUAUUUGGGCUAAUUAUGAACUUGUUUGUGGGUGUGCAGAGGGCCGAUAAGACAGAUUGCGGCACGAAAUGAGACUAUGACAGCGAGUGCACCCACACAUGCCCAUCACCACAUGAGACUAUGACAGUGAGUGCACCCACACAUGCCCAUCACCACAUGAGACUAUGACAGCGAGUGCACCCACACAUGCCCAUCACCACAUGAGACUAUGACAGCGAGUGCACCCACACAUGCCCAUCACCACAUGAGACUAUGACAGCGAGUGCACCCACACAUGCCCACCAGCACAAAACUGUUAAGGAAGACUUUGAUUGAUGGACAACCUGGCAACCACCUAAGUGGCCAGUGCACCACUGAAAGAGUAAAUGGCUGCAUUACCCAAAGGAUGUUAGGACUGGAGUAAAUUCAAGUGUACUUGGAUCAAUUCAGUUUAUUUUUAUUAAGUUAAAAAUGAGUAGAAGGCUGAUUGGCCAACUCAGCGGUAUACAACUUGAACUGAGAUUUCUUGGCUCACUGCUACAACAGCACAUUGAAUUAAAUCCAACAGCUCAAUGUUCAGUCUUGUUGCAGUGAGUUCAAGUUAACUGAACACUCCGUUUAGCUCACAUUUUGUUGUUAUACACACAAAGUGCAUUCGGUCACCAUUAUUUGUCCAAAAAAUCCAUUGUCAGCUAAACCUUUUAAUUGAGACCACAUACACUAUUACAUAGCAUUCUAUCAGACUAAAGAAAUAUGCCGACAAACUUGGCUUUGUCACAGAAAGUCAUCUUUUCAUAAGAAAAAAAAAUAAAUCACCCAGCAUAAUAGAAAAUGACUGUCUAAAACAAAUCCUAAAGUUAUUCCAUAGAUGACCACGUAAGCUGUUCUAUAAUUACAUGACAGAUGGCCCAAGUCUGGUCCACUCAUUGACGGGCGACCUCCUGCACUCUCUGGAACCACCGUCCACCUGUCACUCACCCAGACUGAUCACCAUCUCCAGGGAAGCCUACAUCAUUUUGACGUACGACCGUGGAAAUAUCUGUAUGUUCAGCAUUAAUGGCAAGAUGCUUCACUUCAUGGAGCACAAGGACUUUAUUCAGGUAUUCAUUUCUUAAGGUCAAUUUUUCUUAUCAGCCAUUGCAAUUUGAAAAUGUAAGCAAAAUUUGAUUUGAUUUUUUUUUUUUAAAGGCAUCCACAGUUUUUUCAAUAAAUUUUCCCAAACACAUUUUUUUUUUUAGAACUAAUUUUUUAAAGUUUAAUUUUCCCUUAUUCCUUAUUCCCAAUUCCCAUGGAUCCAUCACAUCCUGUGAACAGCCAUAUUUGACUUGUUUUAGUUGAAUUUUUCCUUGUGUUGAGCUGUAGUUUGUAAGGAAAGAUGCAAUUUGUAGGGAUCUUGAACAUGUCAAGAUUCUUGUUGACUGUGAGGUGUCAGUACUGGGUUGAAAUUGUUAUGCUAAACUGAUUAAGGAAUGAUUGCACUGCAAUAAAUAGUCAUUGAAAUUCCCCAAUGAUGUCUUCAAAACUAUAUUUGUAGUCCCUGAUCUUGAGUCGUGAUGGACAGUACAUGAUCCUGGGAGGUAACGCGGGCGUGGUAGAGGUGUGGCGAGCCCAUGACUUCAGUCACCUGUACGCCUACCCAGUGUGUGACAGUUCUCUACGAUCCCUGGCCUUGACACACGAUCAUAGGUAA